Molecule: messenger RNA, 4428 nt
Organism: Corylus avellana
Lineage: Eukaryota; Viridiplantae; Streptophyta; Magnoliopsida; Fagales; Betulaceae
Source: RefSeq, a predicted model, not a curated record
CCCCCAAAUUCCUCUCUUUCUCUUUUUGAGAAUCUCCAGGACGACCGCUCUUGAGCCCAAAACGCACCGAAUCGGCGUCUUUCUCUCUGCAAUUCGAUCCCUAGCUUGAUCGGUCAAUGCCGGUCACUGCUUUGGAGUUUCUCAAGUCACUGAAAUGAGUUGUUGAGGAGAACUCUCACUCAAUUUGAUUUGGUUCAAUUGAGUUUGGGUGAUGGCUGAAAAUGUGAGAUUUGAGUCGUGUUCAGCUAGUCCUGAGGAAUAUGCAUUUAUGGGGAGCUAUACAAAUGUGCAGAGGGGGAGUUAUACAGGUGUCAGUUUGGAUAGGUCUGGAAGCUUCCGUGAGGAUGGAGAGACUCGUGUUUUUGGUUCCACUAUGAGUUCUCGGGGGAGUGCUAUGUCAACAGCGGAUUUGCCCCCGCUAUCCGAGUGUUUGAUGCUGGAUCCUAUUACAAUGGGGGAUCAGAAAUAUACUCGAUCAGGCGAGUUAAGGAGGGUAUUUGGGAUUUCAUAUGGGAGCACUGUGGAAGAUAAUAUUUUUGGGGCUGCUCAUUCAAAGUCUCUGCCUCCAGUAGCUAUAGAGGAACUAAAACGGUUUAAAGCAACUGUGCGAGACGCCUCUAUCAAGGCCAGCCAUUCUCUGCUGAAGAUUCAACAAUUUUUGGUCAGGGGUAGGGCAAAGAAGUUUGAUGAUUACAUACACAAAUUGAACAAGUAUUGCGAAGCUUUAAACUCAAAGAAGCAACAAAGGAGUGAUAUGCUAACAAAUGAAAGAUCAGGGGGGUCAAACUUCUUGAAGACAGGAACUCAGAUUCAGAGAUACCUCCUGGCUCAAGGAACAGAGGACAAGCCUAAAAGUGUUGUUCUAAAUAAGAGAGUUCGCUCAUCUGUUGCGGAGACAAAGGCUGAAGGUCGAAAAAAUUCCUCUGUGAGGCAGCCUCUGUUCAUGGGAAAAGAUAGAGGUAUUAUGCUUAAAGAUGUUGGUGAAGGUUCUGAUACUAUUGAAGAAAAGAUUCGCCGACUGCCUGUUGGAGGGGAAAUGUGGGACAGAAAAAUGAAAAGAAAACGUUCUGUGGGCACUGCCUCUAUGAGACCCAUAGAUGGUGAUGUAGAGCCAAAACGAGUGAUGCAUCAUAAGUAUAAAAAUGAGCCUGCUCAACAAUCUUCUGAUGUCCAACGUUUUAGAUCAGGAUCCUUUAAUGGUAGUAGUGGGAUUAGCAAAGAUGGUACUUCCCUUCCUGUUGGUUCAAAUGCUCGUGUGAUUCCCAAGAAUGAAUUUGACAGAGUUUCUCUUUCAAGGGAUUUAACCUCUCCAUUGAGUAAGGAGCGGAAAAUAGCAAAAGGAAACAAUAAGUUAACUACUUGUGAGGGUGAUUCUAUUGUCAGUCCUAAUCCAUUAACAAAGGGAAAGGCUCCACGGGCACCGCGGUCUAGUCCUGUAAUGGCAGGAAGCUCAUCUCCUAAUCUUCCUUGCACUUCUGGGGAACAUGAAGUUUGCGAACAACCUCCAAGCAUAAAGAAAUUUCAUUCUGCAAGUGGGGCUAACAAUCGCAAGUGUCCUGUGCCCUCAGGAUCACCCUCUCACCCCAUGGCUCAAUGGGGUGGUCAGAGAACACAAAAAAAUUCUCGCACCAGAAGAACAAAUCUGGUGUCUCCUGUUUCAGGUCGUGAUGAGCCGCAGACAUCAUCAGAAGCGUGCUUGCCUUCUGAUUUAGGUGCUAGAGUAACUUCUGUUGGGACCAAUGGGUUGCUUCUUGCCAGGAAUGGCAUCAAACAUUUUAGAGUGAAACAUGAAAAGGUCUCAUCUCCAGCAAGAUUAUCUGAAAGUGAAGAAUCUGGUGCUGGUGAAAAUCUUGAAAGUAGAUCGAAGGAUAAAGGGUCCGGAAGUUUUGAAGUAGACAAAAGAGCUGUAAAUUCUGUUCAGAAUGUUGUUCCUUCUGUAUUGUUUACCGAGAAGAUUAAAGUACUCAAUAAGGGAGAAACCAGAGAUGGUAAGCGGAAACAAGGAAGGACUGGCAGGGGCUCAUCUGUUUCUAGGGCUAGCAUUUCACCAAUGAGGGAGAAACUGGAGACUCCUGCUUCAACAAAGCCGCCUAGAUGUACAAAGCCUGCUUCUGAAAAGAAUGGAAGUAAGUCACGCCGUCCUCCUCUAAAGAAACUGUCUGAUCGCAAGGCCUUUACUCAUCUUGGGCAUACUUCAAUUGGCGGUUCCCCAGAUUUAGCUGGUGAAUCAGAUGAUGAUCAUGAAGAACUCUUAGCAGCUGCCAAUUUUGCUUGUAAUGCCAGCUACCUUGCCUGUUCAAGUUCAUUCUGGAAGAAAAUGGAACCAAUUUUUGCUUCUGUCAGCUUAGCGGAUGCGUCCUACUUGAAGCAGCAGGGUGAGCCUGUGCCUGGAAAGAAUUGUUCCUCUCAAGCGCCUGAUUCUGGAGAAAAGGAGAGAGUCCUGGAAGAACAAAUUGUGUCAAAUGGAAUGACUAAGACUGGCGAUUUGGAUGAUCAUGACCAGGAUAUUGGUAAUUUUGAAAAAAUUGAUUUAGAAAGGACAAAAAAUGUAACACCAUUCUACCAAAGAGUGUUGGCAGCUCUGAUUGUGGAAGAUGAAGCUGAAGAAUUUGAAGAAAACAAUGGGGAAAGAGAUAUGUCUUUCCAAUAUAAUAGAGAUCAUUCUCCUAAUGAUACUUGUCUCCCUGUUAAUGUUGAUGAUACAAACAGGGUCAGGACUGAAUCUAAUUCUGAGUCCAUUUUGGGUCUUCAAACUCAGAAGCAAUGUGCUGUCAACAGAUUUUCUUGUAGUGGGAGAACUAACCUCACCAGGGGCACAGGCAUCCACAGUAAAUUAUCAAAUAAUGAUCUGUUCCAAGGAGAUCAUGGAUUUAUGCAUUCCAAUAAUGGGAUGUUCCCAUCGUUUUCCGGAUAUCUUGUUGAGGGGCCGCUAGCUGAACAUACAAAUGCUUCAGGCAUUUCCUCCAUUGGCUGCCCAUAUGAUCAAAUGUCGCUGGAGGACAAACUGUUCCUGGAGCUGCAGAGUAUUGGCCUAUAUCCAGAAACAGUGCCUGAUCUGGCAGAUGGAGAGGAUGAUCUAAUUAAUCAAGAUGUUGAAUUACAGAAGGAACUUUACCAACAGGUUGGUAAAAGGAAUGAGCACAUGAACAAAAUUAGUAAAGCAAUUGAGGAGGGCAGGAAAAUGGAAGAACGGGACCUUGAGCAGGUUGCAAUGGGCAGACUUCUUGAGUUGGCUUACAAAAAGCAGCUGGCCACUCGAGGAAGUACUGCUUCAAAACUUGGGGUCUCUAGGGUUUCAAAACCAGUUGCCUUGGCUUUUACAAAGAGGACCCUUUCUAAAUGUCGGAAAUUUGAAGACACAGGGAAGAGUUGCUUUACUGAGCCUUCACUUCGAGAUGUCAUUCUUGCUUCACCUUCUCAUGGUAAUGCUGCAGAAUCUAUUAAUUGCUUUGACUCUGCAGUUGCUAUAAGUUUGCCUCGUGAAACUCAAAAAUCUCAAACAGAGAGGAGGAUAUCAGGGCCCUUCCCCAGUAUAUCUGAGCAGCAUGAUCUUCAUAGCGAUAAAACUGGCAGCAGUUCGUUUGAUGAUUUUGGUAAUCUCACUUACCAAUCUGACCAGGAUUUUGCCAAAACUGGACCCAUAUAUAACAGAGGGAAGAAGAAGGAAGUGCUGCUUGAUGAUGUUGGUGGCAUUGCUUCCUCAAGAGCUGUAUCAACUCUGGGUAAUACUCAAGUGGGUGGAGCAAAAGGAAAGAGAAGUGAGAGAGAAAAAGAUAAAGAUGCUGGGAGAAAUUCUGUCGCCAAAGCGAGCCGUACAUUACCGGGUAACAUUAAGGGAGAGCGUAAAGCUAAAACAAAGCCAAAGCAGAAGACAGCUCAACUACUAACUUCAGGAAAUGGAUUUGGUAACAAGUUUACAGAAACAAUUCAUUCUGAAUACCAUUCACCCAGAGGUUCUAGUGAAGUGGUUGGCGAUGGCAGCAAUGCAAAAGGAGGCAUAGCAUUGAUGUCCCACGGUGAUAUUCCUCAGGAUCCAUCUACAGAGAUAAAGGAACCACUAGAUAUUACAAACUUUCAUGAAUUAGACUCUAUAGAACUAGGUGUAACGAAUGACUUCAGUGGGCCUCAAGAUUUAAGUACUUGGUUGAACAUUGAUGAUGACAAUUUGCAAGACCUUGAUUUUGAGGGCCUUGACAUACCUUUGGAUGACAUCUCAGAGUUGAAUAUGCAAUUUUGAAGACAGAAUACUGUAUAUUCCCAUGGAUUAUUCAAUUAUUUAGAUAAGAAUGAUUGUGCUGUUGCUGGGGGAAAACCUGCCAAUAUAACUUUUGCCUCCAGCUAUUGGCACUUGUAAUUAAGCCAUUCUUUUUGUAUACUUAUGGAAAGAAGUUAGUUAAUGGGAAAGAAAAAAAAUAUAUCUUUGCUGUU